This is a messenger RNA of Penicilliopsis zonata CBS 506.65, 1059 nucleotides long. RefSeq lists its product as hypothetical. Gene Ontology annotation, cellular component: intracellular membrane-bounded organelle; endoplasmic reticulum membrane. Gene Ontology annotation, biological process: lipid biosynthetic process; protein N-linked glycosylation. Gene Ontology annotation, molecular function: dolichyldiphosphatase activity. NCBI's taxonomy places the organism in Eukaryota, Fungi, Ascomycota, Eurotiomycetes, Eurotiales, Aspergillaceae. The transcript has 3 exons. The record is from RefSeq and is a predicted model, not a curated record. Bases 329 to 1024 code for a protein of 231 amino acids.
UAAAGCAGCGCUCAGCACGGACGCCAAGGCAGGAAAAGGAAAACACAUGCCUCACAACAAGGACGAAGGACGACGACGACGUCAGCGAAGAUACCACGCGUUCUGGCCCUUCUGUCGGUCUGUGGUUGAAUGCUGUACCUGACGAUACCCAAGGCUUGUUGGUCAUGAUGACUCUGUCGGUUACUGUUGUUGGAUGACUUGUUCGUGAGAUCAACACGGAUCCCAGGCUAGGACUUCUGGCCAACAUACUACAUACCCGACCUGAGACAGGCUUCUACUGUGCGACUAGAAGAGUUGGGGCGAUUGACCGUGCGGCCAGGUCGUGAAGAUGGGGACCGAUGUGCCGUUGGCGUCGUUCUCGCUAACCCAUGUCCAUUAUAACCCCGCCGAUCCACUAUCGUUCUUGUCUGCGUGGUUGGCGCUGGUUCCGCAGGCUCUAUGCAUCGCCUAUGUUACACUUGCCUGGGCGUCGAGGGAGAUGGAGCUCAUAUUGAUGUUUGCCGGGCAGAUGGGUUGUGAGGCAUUAAAUUUCGUCCUAAAACGGCUCAUCAAGGAGGAACGGCCUAAGAAGAUGUACGGCAAGGGCUACGGUAUGCCAUCCUCUCAUGCCCAAUUUGUCACCUACUUUGCCAUCUACAUCAGCUUGUUCAUCCUAUUUCGGCAUGUCCCUUCGCCUACGACCGGCCACUCCUUUUUGACCCGGUUAUUUGUCGCAAUUGCAGCUUGCGUCGGGGCAGGUGCGGUUGCUACCAGUCGCAUUUAUCUUAACUAUCACACACCUAAACAGGUUUUGGUUGGUUGCGCUGCUGGUGCCUUCUGUGCCAUGUCAUGGUUCUUUAUUACAGGGAUUCUGCGCUCGUACGGGUGGAUGGAUUGGGCCCUGGAAUUUAGUCUAGCAAGACUGCUGAGAAUACGCGAUCUGGUGGUAAGUGAGGACCUUGCUGAGGCCGGCUGGCAGCGAUGGGAGUCAAAGCGGAAGUUGAGACAGCGAACAAACAGUGAUCAUGCACGCAAGUCAGAGUAAAUAUGGAACCAGGGUGCUAUCUCAAGCCGUUCUAC